GUAUUCAGUGUAAGAAUAAUACUCGAAAGAGUCAUACAGUUUACAAGUAUAGUCAAAAUCCAUGUGUGUUUGAAAAUAAAAAACAAAAAUGACAGUUUACACGAAAUCUUUGAUUUUACUAACAGUUUUUUCAUGCUUCGCGUGGUCAAUGACAAUGGCUCAGGAAUCACCGAUAAAUGUUUUAAAAAGUAUGAAUUCAUCGAAUGCUAAAGAGGCAGUGCAAAACGCCAUGUCAAAGUUCGAUACACAGGGAAUGAAUAUUUCCGACGUGAUCGUGGAAAUUCGUAAAUACGUCAUUCCUUUCUUCAAAAUUUCUCUUUUCCUUCUCGACAAUUUGUUGAGAAACACGCAAAAUAUGUCUUUACCUUGCAUUAUUACAUCAUGGAUACCACUGCAGGCCAUGUGUACGUCGUUGAAGAGACAUUGACUAAUUAUACGAAACAUGUAAAGAAAUACUUUCAUAGUGUACAAGGAUUAUUUACCAUAAAAUAUACUUUAAAUAAAGAGUUUUUAUCUUGAAAACAUG
Molecule: messenger RNA, 526 nt
Organism: Trichogramma pretiosum
Lineage: Eukaryota; Metazoa; Arthropoda; Insecta; Hymenoptera; Trichogrammatidae
Exons: 2
Coding region: 89-427 (112 amino acids)
Source: RefSeq, a predicted model, not a curated record